AGUCAGUUUCUAAAUAACAACACUGCGGCAGUUUUGUUUCAGUGGGUCGCUCCUCAUCGGACCGCGUUGUUAUCAGCCUGUUUUGUGGCUUGAUAGACACUCCGAUGUUUGUACAGUUUCUGUCCCACUCCUGACUCCCACUGUGACAUUUCGUCCUGACCAUGGAGUAUCUUCUGCAGGUGAAAAUCGGAGCUUUGGUCGGCUUGUUGCUCCUGACGCUUCUGUUUGGAUUCAUCCCUGCUAAAGUCAGAUGGUUCAGAGACACAAACGGAACAGAGGUCCACCGGACGGUUCUGAGCCUCAUCAGCUGUUUUGCCGGCGGCGUUUUCCUGGCAGCAUGUUUGCUCGACAUCAUCCCGGAUUACCUGUCUGACAUCAGCGCAGAGAUGGAUGCUCAGAAGUUGGAGACCAGCUUCCCCCUGCCAGAGUUCAUCAUGGCCGCGGGUUUCUUCACGGUCCUCAUCCUGGAGAAAAUGGUCCUGAGCUUCCGUCAGUCGAGAGGAGCUCACCACGGCGAGAGGGCACCGCUGCUGUCAGAGAACGGCCACAGCCACAGCGGGGCCGUGACGGCGCCCGACCUGGAGAGCAGCGGCCACCACGUCCACGUCGACUUCCAGGCUCACUCCCCUUUUCGCUCCUUCAUGCUUUUCCUCUCCCUCUCGCUCCAUUCGGUUUUUGAGGGGCUCGCUAUCGGCCUGCAGAGCACUGACUCUAAGGUGAUGGAGAUUUGCAUCGCCAUUCUGGUCCACAAGAGCAUCAUAGUGUUCAGCCUGUCCGUGAAGCUGGUCCAGAGCGCCGUUCAGCCGUUUUGGAUCGCCGCGUACAUCGGCGUGUUCGCCCUGAUGUCACCCUUGGGCAUCGGCAUCGGCAUCAGCGUGAUGGAGGCGCGGCUGGCAGCCGGCGCUCUGAUCCAGGCCAUCCUGGAGGGGCUCGCCGCAGGGACCUUCAUCUACAUCACCUUCAUGGAGAUCCUGCCGCACGAGCUCAACUCGGCCGGGAACCAGGUGCUCAAGGUGUUCUUCAUCCUGCUGGGCUUCACCAUCAUGGCCGCCCUGACGUUCCUCGGCUGAGCUGAGCGUCUGUGGGGAGGGGAGGGGGGUGCGAGCUCCUGCGCGUUGUGCCUCCGACUCCCGGUUUCCACAAGCCCGUUGGUCACUUUAUCACAGAGACUCGGCAUUUUUUAACAAAUUUCGCCGCUCUGUUACACUGAACUCUGGACAUUUUUAAGAUGUAAUGACUUUUCCGGUCUUAUUGCGAUAAAUGUACUGUUGGGAUUGUUUAUGGUGGAGGAAAUCAGAUGAUGUUUAUACGUUGUUUUAAGAUGAUUUUAUGUGCAGAGAAACCACUUGCAUGCCUGCAAUAAAGAGAACACAGGUA
Poecilia reticulata (guppy) is the source of this 1377-nucleotide messenger RNA. RefSeq names its product solute carrier family 39 member 1 (gene slc39a1). The record is from RefSeq and is a predicted model, not a curated record. Lineage: Eukaryota; Metazoa; Chordata; Actinopteri; Cyprinodontiformes; Poeciliidae. Gene Ontology annotation, biological process: zinc ion transmembrane transport. Gene Ontology annotation, cellular component: plasma membrane. Gene Ontology annotation, molecular function: zinc ion transmembrane transporter activity.